Messenger RNA from Pestalotiopsis fici W106-1, 1092 nucleotides. Its product is annotated as Homoserine dehydrogenase. Gene Ontology annotation, biological process: L-homoserine biosynthetic process; aspartate family amino acid biosynthetic process. The coding region runs from base 1 to 1092 and encodes 363 amino acids. Lineage: Eukaryota; Fungi; Ascomycota; Sordariomycetes; Amphisphaeriales; Sporocadaceae. Gene Ontology annotation, molecular function: homoserine dehydrogenase activity; NADP binding; aspartate kinase activity. The transcript is spliced from 2 exons. The record is from RefSeq and is a predicted model, not a curated record.
AUGUCGACCAGCCCAGUUUCAAUUGCCAUUAUUGGCGCCGGCGGCGUUGGCAAAUGCUUCCUUAGCCAGCUCCAAGCACUGGCUGCUCGUCGACCCAACCCCAAGCUCAGCUUGGUCUAUAUCUCUACCAGCAAGAAGGCCCUCUUCAAGUCCGACUACUCGGCUAUCCCUAUCGACUCCGCCGUUCAGGAGCUCUCUGCAGCUAGCACUGCCCCUCUGGCCCUACCCAAGGUCAUCGAAUAUCUCGCGGCCGCUCCCUCCAAGGUCGUCCUAGUCGACAACACGAGCUCUCAGGAUGUUGCCGACAGCUAUCCGGCCUUCUUGCGCUCGGGAAUCAGCAUUGUGACCCCCAACAAGAAGGCAUUCUCUGGUUCCUACCAGUUGUGGCAAGAUAUCUUCAAUGCUGCCUCAACAUCGGGCGCCAAGGUCUACCACGAGUCUUCCGUUGGUGCAGGCCUCCCCGUCAUCUCGACUCUCAAGGACUUGGUAGACACUGGCGAUGAAGUGACCAAGAUUGAGGGUGUUUUCAGCGGAACCAUGUCCUUCCUCUUCAACUCCUUCGCCCCUCUGGAGGGCUCUGGCGGAAAGUGGUCUGCCGAGGUCAAGAAGGCCAAGGAGCUUGGUUACACCGAGCCAGACCCCAGAGAUGACCUGAACGGUCUUGAUGUUGCCAGAAAGCUGACCAUCCUGGCUCGUCUGGCCGGUCUCCCCGUCGAGUCUCCCACCUCUUUCCCCGUCCAGAGCUUGAUUCCUCAGGCUCUUGAGUCGGUAGCCAGUGGAGACGAGUUUCUUCAGCGUCUGCCAGAGUUCGACUCGGAGAUGGAGAGUGUCAAGACCACCGCCGAGAAGGAGGGCAAGGUUGUGCGUUUCGUCGGCAGCAUCGACGUAGCCACCAAGUCGGUCAAGGUCGGCCUGGAGAAGUUUGACCGGUCACACCCCAUUGCUGCUCUCAAGGGCAGUGACAACAUCAUCAGCUUCUACACUAAGAGAUAUGGCAGCAACCCAUUGAUCGUCCAAGGUGCUGGUGCUGGUGGCGAUGUGACCGCAAUGGGUGUGACUAGCGAUCUGCUCAAGGUCCUUUCUCAGAUCUAG